This is a messenger RNA of Saccostrea cuccullata (small rock oyster), 1224 nucleotides long. Its product is annotated as E3 ubiquitin-protein ligase TRIM56-like. Gene Ontology annotation, molecular function: zinc ion binding. Lineage: Eukaryota; Metazoa; Mollusca; Bivalvia; Ostreida; Ostreidae. The coding region runs from base 10 to 1224 and encodes 404 amino acids. The transcript is spliced from 3 exons. The record is from RefSeq and is a predicted model, not a curated record.
UUUGACGUAAUGGCUACGCCCAUUGACACAGUGACUGUUUUUGAUUGUCCAAUUUGUUUAGAAAAGUUAUCAAUUCCAAAGUAUCUUCCAUGUCUUCAUACAUUUUGUACGUUGUGUAUACAGACAUUUAUCGAAAAGUUUAAGAAGAAGUCCAGUUUUCUAUGUCCUGUAUGUCGACUUGAAGUCUCAACUCCGGAAGCAAACAUUACUUCUGAGGAAUGGGCCUGUAAAUUACCGCUAAAUCAUCUUCUAUUAUCACUUCAAGAUGCUUCAGAGAAAUCGAAUUCUCAAGAUGUUUUAUGUGAACCAUGCAAACGUGCUAGUGAAAAAAGGAAUGCCAAGUUUUACUGUAGAGACUGCAUGGACAGUUUGUGUGAAAGUUGUCUGACAUACCAUCAUAGAAGAAUUCGUCAUUAUGAAAGUCACAUAGUUACGGAUAUUUCAAAAUAUCCACAAGAGGUUAUGACAAAGGAAUUAAUUGUGGAGGAGCCGUGCAUGAUUCAUAAAAACAAAGUCCUAGAAGUGUACUGCUUUGACCAUGAAACUCUUUGUUGUAGCGUCUGUUUUGCAACAUUACAUAGAAAAUGCGAUGAAGUAAAAUCGCUUGAAGAAGUUGUCGAAAAAAUGGGAGAAAAUAUACAUCCAGCGAAUAUUAAUUCAGCACUAGCUUCAAUUAAAGCAAAGGCAGAUACAGAAAUCAACAAAACAAAGAACAACUUCAAACAACUUGAACAUAAACACGCACAAAUUGUAGGAACAGUUGUGGCUCAUGUUGAAGAAGCAAAACGGAAGUUAGAAACACUGAAAAACACUUUCAUUAAAGACUUUCAAAUAGUGCACGACAAUGAAAAAAGUCUUUUAUCAAAUACAGAGUUUGCCUUCCCAACAACCAAAUGUGUGGAGUUUGCCUUCUCAACCACCAAAUGUGUGGAGUUUGCCUUCCCAACCACCAAGUGUGUGGAGUUUGCCUUCCCAACCACCAAAUGUGUGGAGUUUGCCUCCCCAACCAUCAAACGGAAUACAAGGACUAUCAGUGAGAAUAAAUUAUGUGAGACAUACCCCGAACCAGCACUACAGGAAUCAGUGAAUGAAAACAAAGUGUCAUUAAAUGUGUCACCUUCAAAACCUGAAGGGAAUCCAUUUAACAGGGCAAAGCCUAAUACAAUGAAGUUACCAGCUCCCCCUCUUCCCCCUUCUAGUAAAACAUAUUCCCCAAAUAAUUAA